AUGGGGUUUCUUGGUGUUUACAAGGCGCUUUACGACUACGCGCCCCAGGCCGAUGGCGAGCUUGCGAUCGAAGAGGGUGACCUGCUCUACGUGCUGGAGAAGAAUGACGACGAUGGAUGGUGGAAAGCCAAGAAGAAGGCCGGCGCCGAGGACGAGGACGAGCCCAUAGGCUUAAUUCCACAUAAUUAUGUUGAGGAGGUUCCCAACCAAGGCCAUGCGAGGGCACUUUACGAGUAUACCCGCCAGACCGAUGAAGAGCUAUCCUUCCCCGAAGAUGCCGUCCUCGAUGUCUUUGACACCUCAGAUCCGGAUUGGAUUCUGGUUGGUCUCGACGAUGAUUAUGGGUUUGUCCCAUCGAAUUAUAUCGACAUGUCGGCUGUUUCCGAUGACGCUGCUGCGGAAGCUGCGGCGCCAGCGCCUCCAGCACUCCCCUCGAGACCACAGCCGGCAGCCGUUGAAGAAGAACCACAGAGCCCUGUCCGAGCAUCGCCGCCUCGUGCUCCAGCAGGACCUGCGGCAGCUCUUGCGGGGGUGAUGGCAGGUCGUGCGGCGCCUCCUCAGCCAUCCUCGCCCUCCCCCCCCCCUCAGCCUCAACGGUCAUUUUCGCAGCACGAUGACUAUCAGCAUGCAUCGGAUGAUGAGUCUACUCGAUCCCCAGCCUUGCCUUCGCGACCACGACCGCCAACGUUGGAAGUCUCACGUAGCCCGCCGCCUCCACCCAAGGAUGACGAUGUGACUAUUCCUCCCGACCCUGCGAAGUCUCCAGGAGGCUUUCACUUGUACAACAUUAACGAGAUGGUAUCUAUCAUGGGCAAGAGGAAGAAGAUGCCAACCACUCUUGGUAUCAAUCUGAGAACAGGAAUCAUUCUCAUCGCACCAGAAUACGCCCAAGACGGCCCAUCACAGGAAUGGACGGCUGACCGGAUGACCCAUUAUUCCCGGGAAGGUAAGCACGUCUUUAUGGAGCUUGUCCGCCCAAGCAAGAGCAUCGAUUUCCACGCCGGAGCCAAGGACACCGCCGAAGAGAUUGUCAUGUCUCUCGGCGAGAUGGCUGGAGCUGUCCGGGCCGAGGGGCUUCGCGAGGUGAUCAUGGCAGGAUCCAAGCAGGGUAUGAAAAAGGGCCAUAUACUGUAUGAUUUCACGGCACAGGGCGAGGACGAGGUUUCCGUGUCCGCCGGUGACGAGGUCUUUGUCGUUGACGACUCAAAGAGCGAGGAAUGGUGGCAAGUUCGCCGGCUCAAGAAUGGCAAGGAAGGCGUUGUGCCAAGCAGCUACAUCGAAGUAACGGGGACCGUCGCAGCUGGCGCCGGACAGUCGGAUUAUGAUAAUCUCAGGUCGACGGUGGAGCAGAACCGUUUGGAUGAGCUCAGACUUACCAAGGAGGCGCUGAAGGCCAGCAAAGAACCAGAGCAGGUAGGGCAUGGAGUGCCUCUUCCCGCACGAGGCAGCAGUCUCGCCGCAAGUGAAAAUGGUAAUAAUUCGGGAAAACAGCGAAGUCGACGUGAAAAUGGCCGGGGCGAGAAUAGUGGCCAGGCCAAGCCCAAAGCCAAACCCGACCCUUCGAAAGUCCGUACUUGGACAGAUCGAUCCAAGUCUUUCAGUGUUGACGCCCAAUUCCUUGGACUCAAGGAUAGCAAGAUCCACCUUCACAAGAUGAAUGGUGUCAAGAUCGCGGUCCCUAUAGCUAAGAUGUCACGAGACGACCUUGAAUAUGUAGAAAAUCUCACAGGCAUCCCCCUUCAGACUGACGAUGCUACAUCAUCUUCUCGCAAGUCUAGAUCCCCCGACAAGGCCGCCCCUGCUGCUAGCUCAAAGGUCGAGAAGAACAAGAAACCCGAAUAUGACUGGUUCCAGUUUUUCCUGGACUGCGAUAUCGCUGUGGGUCUUUGCGAACGAUAUGCACAGGCAUUCAUCAAGGACUCGAUGGAUGAAAGUGUGUUGCCGGAUGUCGACGCUGCCAUUCUUCGAAAUCUGGGUCUCCGGGAAGGGGAUAUCAUCAAGGUAAUGCGGACUUUGGAUAAUAAGUUUGGACGACAACGGGCAAAGGAUGGCGACGGCGGGCUUUUCUCUGGCGCAGGCGGUACUCUUCGUAACAACACCCGCAAGGGACGCCCUGCUCCCGCUGUCCAAACAAGCGACGUUGUUGAUGCUGCCGCCUUUUCCAAAGGCGAUAAAUCAAGUCCUGCUGCUGAAGAGUCAAAAUCUUCACCUGCCCCUACCAGCCCAGUAAAGGCCAACAACACAAAUGCUGGCGGCUCGAAAGCCGGCGGUGGGUUUGACGAUGAUGCCUGGGAUGUGAAGCCCAGCAAGCAACCUCCAGCAGAGCCCAAACCGCAGUCCCCAGCGCCAGCUCCAGCACCUGCAGCUCCAGCCGCUCCCGCGGCACCCUCAAGCGCCCCAUUGACCGGUUCUAUGCAGGAGCUCUCUCUCCUGAGCGAGCCUCUGCAGCCGACCAAGGUAGAGGGACAGCCUCAGCCGGCUCAGUCUACCAUACCUGCGGCUGCUCCCCAGCUUGUCCCCCAAGCAACUGCCACGACUCAGUCUUUACAAGGAGCAAAUCCAAGCUUUUUCUCGUCCUUGCCUCCACCACAACAAGCUAUGGCGACGGGAGCACGUCAACGCCCGACCCCCCCUCAGCCCCUUUCUCCCCAAAACUCACUUGUGCCGCCGCCACCCCAGCGACCAUUAUCUGCGCCCUUGAGCGCACAACAAAGCGCCUUUGCUUCUCCAGGUCUUGUCCCUCAGAUGACAGGUGGACUGUUGCAAAGCCAGGUGGCACCCACGGGCCAGAGCUUGAACGAGAUAACGCAGGCUCGGCAGCAGCAGCUACAACAACAGCAACUGCAACAGCAGCAACUACAGCAGCAGCAACAGCUCGCCGCAGCACAGCUACAGCCGGCUUACACGGGUUUCCAAGGAGCACAGCAAAUGGGCCCUUACUCGAUGGCUCCCGCUGCAUACCUGCAGCCCAUGAUGACUGGUGCGCCAAACUCCGGUCCGUUCAUGGACCCAAGCCGACCCCAGUCCUUCUCCCCAAUGCAAGCUCAGCCUACUGGUUUCCAACAAUUCGGCAACAACAUGCAGAAUUCUUUUGGUCAGCCAAAUCAAAGUCAAGGCAUCAACAACUUCUUACCUCCUGCCCUUGAGCCUCAAAGAACUGGAAUGCCCGGUAUCCAAGCCCAGCCGACGGGAAUCAAUUCAUUCAACCCCCAGCAGGCAGCUCAGCAACAACCUCUUCAACCUCUUCAGCCUCAGCAGACCGGCCCGGCGCCGCCAGUUCGCUUUGGCGUCACACCAGACACCAAGAAGCUGGUUCCACAGGCGACAGGACGCAGAGCAAACCUGUCUCAAGCUACCCCGGAGAAUCCGUUUGGCUUCUAA
Molecule: messenger RNA, 3381 nt
Organism: Clonostachys byssicola
Lineage: Eukaryota; Fungi; Ascomycota; Sordariomycetes; Hypocreales; Bionectriaceae
Source: the annotation of a GenBank genome assembly